AUGUCGUCGACUUCACUGCUGCGCAUUGCAGCUCGCGCUCAACCAUCCACCUUCUUUCGCGCCAAUGGCCUCCGUAGCCUGACUCCUCGCUGCUCCAAUGCAGUCUUCGCCGUGCCAGCUCUCAUCGUGACCUCUGGCUCAGCCAGCAGCUUUAGCACCAGCAGCAUCCGCCGCUCCGAUGAAGGAGGACACCACGAGGAGAGUUUCGAGGAGUUCACUGCCAGAUACGAGAAGGAGUUUGAUGCUGUGCAAGAUGUCUUUGAGCUUCAGCGAAACCUUAACAAUGCCUUUGCCUACGAUCUCGUCCCUUCGCCUUCCGUCCUUACUGCCGCCCUGAAGGCUGCGAGAAGAGUCAAUGACUUCCCAACAGCUGUGCGAAUCUUUGAGGGUAUCAAGGCGAAAGUCGAGAACCGUGGCCAGUACGAUCAAUAUCUUGAGGAGCUCAAGCCGCUCCGGGAAGAACUAGGUCUUAGCUUGAAGGAGGAGCUAUUCCCCGAGGCAGCGAAAUAA
This is a messenger RNA of Lachnellula hyalina, 510 nucleotides long. RefSeq names its product Cytochrome c oxidase subunit, mitochondrial (gene cox-6). The record is from RefSeq and is a predicted model, not a curated record. Lineage: Eukaryota; Fungi; Ascomycota; Leotiomycetes; Helotiales; Lachnaceae. The coding region runs from base 1 to 510 and encodes 169 amino acids. Gene Ontology annotation, cellular component: mitochondrial inner membrane. The transcript has 4 exons. Gene Ontology annotation, biological process: mitochondrial electron transport, cytochrome c to oxygen.